ACAUGUUUUGUGUGUGUGUGAAUCGUUGUGCGUGAGUAAAACACGUUUUGUGUGCGUGUGGGGGGUUUUGGCAUGAUUCUAACUCCAUAGCUCUGGUUUAGGCCUAGUUGGCACAGGGUCAAUCAACCUAGAGUUCAGCGUUAACUCUGUUUGUUAAACCUCCGUUCGUGGUAUACCAAACAGAAUGUGCAGUAAACAGUUGUGUUUCCUGCCUUUAUGUCUAGACAAUAGUAUAUUGAAUGUCUUCCGCGGUGACGGCCCCUAGCGGGCACCCGGGACAUCGCAGGCUUAGGAGGGCUUUAGAAGGGAACCUGAACGAUGGUUCCUAUGUGUCACAUCGAGAAAUGUCCCCCGAUAGGAAGUGGCUUCGUGAGGGCCAGAGCCGAAGGAUUAACAUUGUUAACUGAACCAAUGUUACUCAGUGUCGGGACUGCUCCACAUGUCCCGCUUAUGACCGCUCUAUUAUCAGAAUAAAACCAUAAGUUAGAGCGGAAGGACCGACGCUCCGGUCCCAGAGGAGCACCGCGGGACUCGAGGAGCUCCCCGAGGCUAACCGACACACCACCGGGUCAACACCUCACUCCACCGUGUUCUGGGUGAACUAUGUCCAGUGAUUGGUAUUGAACAGUUAAGCUUCAGUCAGUCCCCCACACCCCACCAUGUCCACCAUGUCCACCACGUCGCUGGACCAGGAGCUCCAGGAGCGGCUGCGCGAGGCGGCGGCCAUCGGGGACUUGGACGAGGUGCGCUCCCUGGUCGAGGGGGCGGUCAACGUCAACUCUCAGAACGAGAUCAACGGCUGGACAUGCCUUCACUGGGCCUGCAAGCGGAACCACAGGCACAUUGUGUCGUACCUGCUGGACUCUGGAGCCGACAUGGAGAUACUGACGGCCAAGGAUGAGCUUGCCUCUCAGCUCACCUCCAAACCAGAGAUCAAGAGGCUGCUGGGAGUGGAAGUGGAAGACCUGCCGGAGGUGAAGGAGGCGGAGCUGCCCAUCAUCCCCAACUACCUGUCCAACCCGCCCUUCAUGUACAGCAAGCUGGACAGCAAGGUGGAGGAGCUGGUGGCUCAGCUCCAGCAGCAGAGCGGCUCCGGGGACCUCGAGCCGGAGGACCCCUCCGUCUCCCCCACCCACCAGCCCCCGCCACCGGUGCUGAGCCCCGUGGGCGACGCCCCCAACGCCCGCUUUGUCCCCGUCUGCUCCCUGACCACACCCGCCCCCCUGGCGCCCCUCGGCCAGCCGGGCCACCCCUCAGGGGCCUUCGUCCCCCUGGUGGAGCAGAACGGGAUGCAACACCCCCACCCGUACUCUGCGGUCAACGGGGUGCUGCCCAUGGACCUGUCGUCGGAGCCCCCCCCGGACUACCCCCCCCACGCAGUGCAGAACGGGGCGGGCUGCACGCCGCCGCGGGCCUCCCCCAGCCCCAGCAGCGGCAGCCAGGUGCAGGCUCCGGGGCCCGGAGUGCACCCCGCCAUGACCCGGCAGCCGUCCGUCCCCCAGCAGCUCAGCAGUGGUCCGGGCGGGGCCGGGGGCGGAGCUAUGCCCGCCUUCCAGCCCUUCUUCUUCACCAGCACCUUCCCGGUCAACGUCCAAGAGCUGGUGCUGAAGGUCCGCAUCCAGAACCCUAACACACGGGACAACGACUUUAUCGAGGUUGAGCUGGACCGCCAGGAGCUGACCUUCCGCUCGUUGCUCCGGGUCUGCUGCCGCGAGCUGGACAUCAGCGCCGAGCACGUGGAGAAGAUCCGCAAGCUGCCCAACACCCUGCUUAGAAAGGAGAAGGAGGAGGCAGUCUAUUCAACUCGGAGACAGUCGAAGCCAUGUCCCCUCCGUGACUUCUACGACGAGAUGGAUGCCCUCCUCAGCUGCUUUCCUCGGACAAGGACGUUGCCCGGCUGCAGGACUUCCAGGAGCUGGAGGUGGUGCUGGAGAAGGGGGAGGGUCUGUCCCUGUUCUCCGGGACCGGGACCCUCACUGACCGGCCCUGCUACAACAUGAAGGCCUCCCGGCUCACCUACUAGAGCCUCCAGGGCCCUGACCCCAAGACAGGAACCCCCCUUGUCCCUGUUCCCUGUUCUGGUCCCUGACUCCAGCCCUAGUCCCUGACCUCAGCCCUGUUCCCUGUUCUGGUCCCUGACUCCAGCCCUAGUCCCUGACCUCAGCCCUGUUCCCUGUCCUGGUCCCUGACUCCAGCUUCUCUCUAGCCCACCAUGAAGGAGUCCCGCCCAGCCAACGGUUUAAGGGUUUGGUUGCGGUAUUUUACCAGAUAGUGGUGUUUUUUAUUUAAUUUCUGCUAACCAAAAUCGCCAUCCUCCACUUUUCUUUAUUCACUUGAGACACAGAGGUAUACCUGCCCUGCGCUUAGUGUUUUUUUAUUUUUUUAUUUGACUAAUGCAUGGUGUCCUUUGUUAUCGCUUUAUGUACUCGUGGAUCAAAAAUGGGUUGGGGUUCCAGUGGUCUGUCGUAGACCUGGACCCGUGCUCAGAGAAAGGCCUUAAUCAGAACCAAUCCUGACUAACUGCGGAGCUAUGGACUACAAACAUGGACCCCAGCGGUGUGGGAGUGGAAGGCGACCGGCGUACUGCUUCAGACUGGUUUAACACCCCCCCCCUCCCCCUAGCUACCCUCACCAGGGUACGGUUGCAGCACAGCAUCCCUGCACACAGCAAUCUGUACGAAAUUCAGCCCUCUGAAGCUCCUCAAUCCGACGCCGUCGAAGACACACGCACACACCACCGAUACUAACACACAUGCACACAGACCCGAUACUAACACACACACACCCCGGUAUAAACACACACGAACAAACCCAGAUAUAAACACACGCGCACAUCCCAAUACGAACACACGCACACACACCCCCCGAUAUAAACACACACACACACCCCCUGAUAAAUGGGGAUGAAGGACUGUGCAGACGACUGCACUGUCGGAAGUUUCCAGAAUGUUGAAGAUGUAUAACAUUAAGGGUAACUGCAGAUCCUCCCUAUGGUGGUUAGAUGGGUGGACUGAAUUUGAUGACCUCUACAGUUAUUGAUAGGAUCUUGUGUGGAAGGAGAAAGCGAGUGACAUUGUGUUUGUUGGGUUGCGUUCUGGACAGAGAACACGAUGGAAAGUUUGACUUAACCUAUGCAUUCAGAGUUUGAUAUUUUUAUAAUGGUUCUGUGUAUUUUGCAGAUAACCUUACACACUGUUGAAGCUGUGAUUUACGUUGUUGGGGGGGGGGGGGGGGGGGGG
Molecule: messenger RNA, 3239 nt
Organism: Gadus morhua (Atlantic cod)
Lineage: Eukaryota; Metazoa; Chordata; Actinopteri; Gadiformes; Gadidae
Gene: ankrd40
Product: ankyrin repeat domain 40
Exons: 7
Coding region: 660-2000 (446 amino acids)
Biological process (GO): proteolysis
Molecular function (GO): protein binding; aspartic-type endopeptidase activity
Source: RefSeq, a predicted model, not a curated record